Octopus sinensis (East Asian common octopus) is the source of this 722-nucleotide messenger RNA. Its product is annotated as calmodulin-beta-like. Gene Ontology annotation, molecular function: calcium ion binding. Lineage: Eukaryota; Metazoa; Mollusca; Cephalopoda; Octopoda; Octopodidae. The record is from RefSeq and is a predicted model, not a curated record. Bases 30 to 722 code for a protein of 230 amino acids. The transcript is spliced from 5 exons.
GAACGAUCGACUUUACUGAAUUUUUGACAAUGAUGAGUCGUUCAAGCGAUGAAACCAAUGCUCAGGACGAGAUAAGAGAAGCCUUUAAAGUUUUUGACAAAAACAAGGAUGGUUUUAUCAGCAUCGAAGAACUAAAACACGUUCUCAACAGUCUCGGAGAAAAGUGCACUGACGAAGAACUGAGGCAAAUGAUGGAUGAGGCUGACUCUGAUGGGGACGGUCUGGUCAAUUAUGAAGGUCACCUAAAAACUAAAGAGCUAACCGAAGAACAGAUCGCAGAAUUCAAAGAAGCAUUUUCUCUAUUUGAUAAAGAUGGAGACGGGACUAUAACUACCAAAGAACUUGGAACUGUUAUGCGAUCACUAGGACAAAAUCCCACCGAGGCUGAGCUCCAGGAUAUGAUCAACGAAGUCGACGCAGAUAAUAAUGGAACUAUCGAUUUUCCUGAGUUUCUAACUAUGAUGAGCCGAAAAACCGAAGAUAGGACAUCCGAUGUUGAAAUUCGAGAGGCUUUCCGUGUAUUUGACAAGGAUGGAAACGGAUUUAUCAGCAUGCAAGAACUGCGGACUGUCCUAACCAAUCUAGGAGAGAAAUUGACUGACGAAGAAUUAGCCGAAAUGAUGGCGGAAGCUGAUAUUGACGGGGAUGGGCAAGUAAAUUACGAAGGUUCUAUAUUUUGGUCAUUUUUUUUAGAAUUUGUGACUAUGAUGACAAGUAAAUAA